CACAACCUGGGAUAACCUGAGACGCGCCGUGGGAGACACUGGGAAGUACCACUGCCUUACUCGUACAUUAUCCGGUAUCUAUCUGCCUAGGCAGUUCGAUAAACAUUGAUUUUAUCCCCUUCCCCUCCAUCGUCCACUGCGAUCAUUACGUUUGCGCUUUUUCUUGCCAGUACCCCACACCAACCCGGUUCAGUCUACUGGGUGAUCCCGGCCGAUUAUACUCGUCAUUAUUGCUUUUUCUUUCUGAUAAUCUCCUUUGUCACCUUUCCCUUUCCUUUUGCUUGUGCAUUCUCAUACCUAGGGUGCCAUGACAGUUACUACCGAUGCGGACAGUUCAGAGGAUGUCAAUGACUUCCUCCAGCGGAUUCGGGAGCUAGGCGAGAAACGCGAUAAGGAGGACGAGGAACGGACCAAGAAGUUGGAGGAGGAAAUCAUGCAGAGUCGCAAGGAGAGGCAGGCUCGAAGAGCUGAACGAGCGCGGUCGAUUUCGCCAACAAAGGACUCCCCAAUAUUGGAUUCCGCUCGUCAGCGUGGGAUCGAGCCUCCAGAACAACUCUCGCCCACACCUCGGACACCUGAACAUGCCACAGGCGCCAGAUCCGACCCCUUUCGAGACGACACGUCAAUUGGUACGAAUGACGGGAGGGAGAUGGAAUCCUCACCGAGAGCAACUACUACUUCAACUCUUGCGCGCAGUAGAGCAGGGACCCUCGGCAACAGAUCGUUUUUCCCUCCCUCUCCUACGCGCUCCCCAACCCGUCUCAAUCGCCUGAGUGGCUUGUCUAAUUUCUCGAACGAUGAUCACAAAAAUGAUGAAACUCCCGACUCAAUCACUAGAGGGAUUGCCAAGGAAAAGCCGGACGCUGAAAAGACUGGCCAGGGCUCAAUCCGCACAAGCGACGAAGGCACUGAAACGAAUCCAGAACAGAACUCACAACCGGAAGUCGGAGAAGAAAGAUCGCGUUCCCCAUCCAGGGCAAGCUCGACUUUCGGGGAUAGUAGUUUGGGACAUCGAUACUCGAGCAUAUCUUCUGUCUCGACGGCAACUGGACUCGGAUCUCCCGUACCCCUUUCAAGCGUCCAAAAACUCGAGCCAGAACAGCGUUCUCGUUCAUCGUCGCCGACAAAAGGUCUUGGAGGCUUUGUGCAGAGCGCCAUGAUGAAGCGAUCGGAUAGUUUACCCAACCGCAAUAGCAUUGCUGGCCCAGCGUAUGGCGAUGUGCAUGCUCCUGUAUCUCCGUCGAGGCUUGGCCGCGAGGACCCGUUCAUUGCGUCCCAGAGACCAAGUUCCAGCCACAGCGAGGCAACGAUUGUCCACAAUGCGAAGGAGAGCGAAAGGCCGGCAACGCCGCCGAUGGUGAACAAGGUGGAGACAGACGAAGCUACCGCCAGACCUACGCUUCGCGUCAGAGCUCUCAGCGCAUUGAGCGGAAAUGGACACGACUCCGACUCGAAUUCGUUGCCGUCCGCGAGCCCCGUUGUCUCGAGGACCAUGGAUCCCAGGCGCUGGAGUCCCACAAAAUCGACAUGGCUCGAGAGCGCUCUUAAUCGGCCUGACUCACCAAAGCACAAGAGGCAGCACUCACAGCAAACAUCAUGGGCGAAAGAUCGACAAUCAAGGGCAAGCGUCGAUCUAAGCCGCCUGAAUAGCUUCAAGGAAGUCACUACGGUCGGGCUCAUGCGUUCAGCUGCACCUGGUAGUCACUAUAAGACCCAGAGUGUCUCUGGGAUCCCGGAUCUACGAAGUAAUCUGGACAUCAACAAAUCUAAGGAAUCCAGGGACCAGCCGUUGUCCCACUCUGAAGACAGCGAACCCAAGACCGCAGAGACACCCAAGGUUGAAACAACACCCGAUCAUGAGGCUACCCGGAAGGUGGAGGAUACUCGCGAAUCCGUGGAUACGAAGCCCGAAGCUUCGCCUACAAAGCAAGAAAGUGGACCGGAAGGCAAGACCGAGGAUGCUCCAACACGCAGACGUGCACCGUCCCUCCUAGUACCCGUCAAUAAAACUGAGAUCUGUCCACCUCUCUCAUCUCCUCGAGACCCUUUAUUGAACAGACCAAAGCCACAAUCCCCUGUGAUAGAUUUCCGUGCGAAUUUGCGAAAGCGAGAAAUUACCAAAGAUGAAGCACCGAAACAGGAACCGGAGUUCAAGAAUGUGUUUGGCAAAUUAAAGAAAGCCGAGUCUUCGACCUACGUUGCCCCGGAUGAGCUCAGAAAUAAUAUCCUGAAGGGCAAAGCAGCGCUGAAUGCGACAGGCGGCCCGAAGAAGACCCCGAAGGUUGAUGAUCUGAAGGAAAGUAUCUUGAAGCAGAAAGAGGCAAUGAAAGCGAGCGGAGGCUCACUGAGACGUAACACGGCCGGAGAAAUCGAUGCUCCUGCGAAAAUGAUUCCAGAAGCGAUUGCCAAACGGAAUAACCUGUCUAAAUCUAGCAGCAGCAGUAGGAGCACCUAUUCUGGUGGUGCCUUGACUUCGCCGUCAUCUGAGGACUACCCAACACCGAACGGUCUCAAGAAUGACCAGGAGUCGCCUUCUUCCCCGCGUAAGGACGAACAGGCGCAGGAGGCACAGUACUCGCAGACUGCAGCAGAGGUUUCAGCGCCCAACAGACCGAAAGACCAGGUUGCGGAUUUGGCAUCUUCUGAGGCUGGAAAUGUGGAGACCAAGGGCGAUGAUUUCGAGAAUCAGUUGAUCACAGACUCAGCAUUCACCGCAGAGAACACGUCUGAGAUAAGGGACAAGCAGAUUGAAGAGGCCAUCAAACCGGUGCGUGCUCUGCCGUCGGGGACUGUUGCGGAGGCUGCAGAAGCGCCUGCUGCUACUGAAGGUCUUGCUACUAAAGGUCAACUCGCAGGCCGAAUAAACCCUGCCUUGGCGGGUCUCUUGUCUCGCGGCCCUCCUAUUAUCAGUGGGAACUCAACCAAGCACUUCUCGACAGACUCAAUGCGGGAAGGUAGCUCCGAAUUCUCUGACAGUCAGGCUACUGCACCUCUUACCCAUAUGACGAAGAACCUCACGGAAUCGACGACGCCGCUGAUCAACGAUGCUGCGACCGUUCCAGAGAACGAUAACUCUUCAUCUGAUAUUCAUGAAACGGAAUUGGCGCCAUUAUCCAGCCAAGAUAUUGCGAUGACUUCUGUCGGUUGGCCGCUUCCGGACGCUGAAACAACUAGCCCCAUGGUCUCUGAGCCGACCCUGCCUCCACUGACUUAUUCAGCCUCUGAAAAACCAGUGGAAUUCAAGCGAACCAUACUGCAUCUUAUAGAGCGUAGACUCGAGCAAAAGCUCGCACACCGGGACUCCAAGUCUUCGAUGGAUAUGGACCCUUCGCCUCCCCCCAAGGACGAUUCGGAAGACAUCGAAAAUCUUGGAGACUCUCCCUCGAGAAGACCGACUCUACCGCCAAAGCCAAGUAUGCCGCCCUCGUCACCCGUUCCAGUGCAAAUACGGAGUUCUCCACAUCAGUAUUCGUCACCGUCUUCUUCUCCUCUCAGAACAACCUUUAGAGAGAACCGACUGCACUCUCCUCGAGCAACUCCGCAGAAAUCCCCGAAGAACUAUACAUCUGGUGGUUCGAUCGAAAACUCUCGAGAUAAAGCAUUGCCUUCUCCUCCUGUUCCUUCUAAAUGGAGCAAAAUCUCUGCCGACCAACAGUCCUUAUCGACGAGAUCAUCAGUGUCUUUGGUACCCCAGGCCGAGGAAUCCCUUGAAGUCAUUUCGGGCUUUUUCAAGGCUUUGCCAAACUCAAAGGAUCGCGUGAACAUUGACACGCAAUUGAUGCUUACUAGCAAGACCGACGAUCUCAGAAUUAGGACUCUGAAGAGGCAACUUUGGGAGAUUACUGGUGAUGGGAAGAGGCAGGACCUUCCUGUUAACCAGGAAUACAUUCUUUACGAAGGAAGUAUGUACCUGUGCGUACAUGUGUUUCAGUCGGAAGGAGUUGCACUCUCUGAAACCCACCUUUGGUGCGGUGACGAUGUGAGUGAUGCGGCCAGGGACGAUGCGCAGCCAUUCUCCCGCAAAGUCGCCAGGGAAAACGGCUGCAAGCUAGAGGUUAUCAAGCAAGGCAAAGAGACUUCCAGAUUCAUACAAGCCCUUGGUGGGAUCCUCAUCACACGCCGUGGGGCUAAUUCCCGCUCCAGCUCUUCUGCCAUCUUUAUGCUCUGCGGACGAAAACAUCUCGGUCAAAUGGUGUUUGACGAGGUCAACUUCUCAAGAAGCAAUCUUUGCUCAGGCUUCUCUUAUGUAAUUUCUGCCAUGUUUGGCAAAUUAUACCUGUGGAAGGGCAAAGGAAGUACUGCUGAAGAGAUUGGCGCCGCCCGCCUCAUUGGCAUGGAUCUCGGCCUGACGGGCGAGUUCGAAGAAGUGGCCGAAGGAGAGGAGCCUGAAAGCUUUUUUGAGGUCUUUUCGCACCAACGAGAGGCCGAAGAAUCCAUGCACUCAGAUUACUGGCGGCUGAAACCGAACCAUGACCAUUAUCGCCUGAGAUUAUUCCGAGUAGACCACGAGCUGGGUCAGCGAACAGGCGGUUUUUGGCUUCGACGAGUGUCGGGACCAAAUGACACCGUUCAGGAAAUUGUGCCAUUCUGCCAGAAGGACAUUACGGCCAAAGGCAUCUACAUUCUGGACACCUUCUUCGAGAUUUAUGUUAUUGUUGGUGAACAAGCAUCUCAACAACCUGCCGAAUUCGCAUCAGCGGUCGUGUUUGCGCACGAGUAUGGCAUUCUGGCUGCUUCCCUUCAGGAUCGGCCCUUCAUUCCCAACAGUCUUGUCUCCAUCGGAGGUAUUCCCGAGUCGGCUCGCAGCGCAUUUCGCAAAUGGGACAAACCGUCUGCACAAAUGCGUCCGCGAGUGUUUCCUCUAAACGCGGCAAUUGAGUCUAUUCGCUCUUGAAGUCAAUUUUCGGGCGAUGUUGAUAUAUUUUUUUUUGUCCCUUUUCUGGUUCAUAACUGAUUCAAUUUAUGGUGGGAUUGUGCAUAGUCUGGUCUGUACAGAUAAGGAGCUUGGCUGAUCCACGGAGCCCGGGAUGGAGCAUGUACUACUUGAUAUUUGACUGUAUUUCUCGGUUGCACAUAGAGAGGUAUUCUUCAUACAGGGGUCCUUGGGCUUGACUGUAUAAAAUUCAGGCGACUGUGCUGGGAUUCAUACACAGCCAGG
Messenger RNA from Aspergillus novofumigatus IBT 16806, 5158 nucleotides. RefSeq names its product putative gelsolin repeat protein. The transcript has 14 exons. The coding region runs from base 308 to 4894 and encodes 1528 amino acids. Gene Ontology annotation, molecular function: phosphatidylinositol-4,5-bisphosphate binding; actin filament binding. The record is from RefSeq and is a predicted model, not a curated record. Lineage: Eukaryota; Fungi; Ascomycota; Eurotiomycetes; Eurotiales; Aspergillaceae. Gene Ontology annotation, biological process: actin filament severing; barbed-end actin filament capping.